AUUUGACCAGGACAAGGUCGGAUGAUCAGUGUUUGACAAUUUCACACAACAUGUCUGAUUUCCAAUAUUUGGGAAAAAGAAAUCCUUCAAUUUUUCCUAUAAAUUGGGUUGUAAUGACCUUUGAUUUUUUAUAUCGAUAAUUGAGGUUUAACAAUGGCUACUGCAAUUAUCACGACUACUUCUCUUCUUCUUACUUGUUCAGCGCUUCUUCUGGGUUUUCUUCCAACAACUGCUCAUGCUAGACCCUUUCCAACAGAACAUUCAGUUGACAAGUUCAUGGAGAUGAUAAUACGGAAGAAUAUUUGGAUAAGUACUUCAACUGAAACCGCCAUGGAAAUAACCGGGAAUGAUGACCGUGAUGACAAAGGAAAGGUGGUUCCAUCGCCACCAGUGACAGCCUAUUCUCUUCCAUCUCAAAAGCUAGAAACACCAUGUGGUGUGGGAAGUACAUGCAAUGGUUUAAUUUCCAUGGUUACUAACUUCGGAAAGACCGCAAAAUCACCGCCAUCUCCAAAUCCAGCACCAUCAAAACAUCAAGGAACGAUUGAGCAGCCGAUACAACAAAGUCCGUUGGCUCCAGAUUUUGAGUUUAAAUCCGUGGCUGCUGCACAAUCACCACCUCAUCCAGCACCCUCCAAAGGUCAAGGAAUAAUCGAGCAACCAAUACAACAAAGAUCAUCUCAUGAUUUUCAAGUACUGGCUUCAUUUUGAGUUUGAUUUCUGUAAAUUAACAUGUCUGUCACACUAGCUCUAGUCUGUGCCCACGCAAGUGAGGUUCACCAUUCACUUUAUGUAUCAAAACCUAGAAAUUAUAUAUUGAGGGUCCAAUAAGACGAUAAGUUUGCACCCAUAGUUUGGAUCAUAGACAUGGUACCAAGAGAAUUGAAACCCACACACGUCAAUACCACUAAUUUGGCAUUACAAAAACCCUAAUUUAGUCUAUGUACAAUAGGAAAGAUUUUGAGAAAUCUUUUUAGUCGGUUUGAUACAACUUUCAAUUUAUCUACUAUAUUAACUCAAUCUAGUUUUAUUUAAAAAGAUUUACAUUACAAUUGUAAUAUCUCUAAAACUCCCCGAGUCGUGAACAAUACUAAAUUGAGAAAUAAAAUUUAGAAUUUUCGAAGCAAAUAAAA
Molecule: messenger RNA, 1133 nt
Organism: Gossypium arboreum
Lineage: Eukaryota; Viridiplantae; Streptophyta; Magnoliopsida; Malvales; Malvaceae
Exons: 2
Coding region: 154-711 (185 amino acids)
Source: RefSeq, a predicted model, not a curated record